CGUGUGCAAGAACAGCUAGAUACAGUCGUGGGUAGAGAACGAGCCCCAUCUUUCGAAGAUAUCCAGCGUCUUCCUGAGUUACACGCAUUUAUGCAUGAAUCGUUGCCCUGGAGGCCUGUUUGUCCCGCUCGGUUUUCCCCAUCGUGCCACGAGGGAUAUAAUAUGGAAAGGGUUACGGAUCCCUGCUGGCGCAACAGUCUACGGCUGUCACUGGUCUAUUUCUCGUGAUGCAAAUGCUUUUCCUGACCCCGAAAACUUCGACCCUCAGAGAUGGGUUGAACCAUGCGGGCGCAUUUGUCCGGAUCUCAAGUCUUUCCCAUUUGGCUUUGGCAGGCGUGUUUGUCCAGGACAGUAUCUCGCAAGUGAUUCUAUCUUGAUUACUCUUGCGUCUUUGUUCUGGGCUUUUCGAAUCUUGGAACCCAAUGAUGCGCCCAUAGAUAGGUGGGAUGCGGGGCAUUUGGAAGAAAUCGUGGGGCAAUCCUAGUGACGCACAUAACCUUUUGAGACUAUGUAUUGUCGGACGCGUCCACUAUGAUCCAUUCCGUACAUAGUAGCUUGAUCCGGGAAGCGAUGAUAAAUCAAUCAUGCGGUAUAGACAACACCAUUCUGCGCCCCAAGUGCCUGUCAUUGUGCACCUUCGUCGAUCGGCCUGUACUUUCUGCUUAUAAGAUAUUACUCUGC
Molecule: messenger RNA, 681 nt
Organism: Suillus discolor
Lineage: Eukaryota; Fungi; Basidiomycota; Agaricomycetes; Boletales; Suillaceae
Product: cytochrome P450
Exons: 8
Coding region: 95-484 (129 amino acids)
Molecular function (GO): oxidoreductase activity, acting on paired donors, with incorporation or reduction of molecular oxygen; iron ion binding; heme binding
Source: RefSeq, a predicted model, not a curated record